Doryrhamphus excisus (bluestripe pipefish) is the source of this 6007-nucleotide messenger RNA. RefSeq names its product girdin-like. Gene Ontology annotation, biological process: cytoplasmic microtubule organization; cytoskeleton-dependent intracellular transport. Lineage: Eukaryota; Metazoa; Chordata; Actinopteri; Syngnathiformes; Syngnathidae. Gene Ontology annotation, molecular function: microtubule binding; dynein light intermediate chain binding. The record is from RefSeq and is a predicted model, not a curated record. Gene Ontology annotation, cellular component: cytoplasm; centrosome.
UAGAAGAGGGAAAAAAAGCGAACGAGCGAAUUAGUAGGAGAAAAAAGGAGGCUGUCACCCAGUGGCGUUCACUUCAAAGAGCCGUUUCAGUUGCGACAUGUCACUGACUUGGAGGAUGCUUGUCGAGUGGAUGGAAUGGCAUCGUGUCUGAUUCAUUCAGGCCACAUUACACCUGAUGUAUGAGGACUCAAUAGGACACCAAGAAAUUAUUCGUCAGCGAGAUUAAAUGAGGUGAAUUUGACUGUUUUUUUUUUUUUAGAGCAACUGCAAUGUUUACAAGUAUAACUGCCUCAUGGAGUAGUUAAAAAUACAAACUGGUUUGAAUUCCAAGUGGAUAUACUUCUCUCAAACUUUGUGGUGAAGAUGGAAAAGUGCGUUUUUACGUCCUCCCUGGAUCAGUUCAUGCUGAGCCCACUUGUCACUUGGGUGAAGACCUUUGUUUCACACGAUGAAGGCCGACACUUGGACUUUUCUGACUUGUUGGAUGGAGUCUUAUUGAAUGAUAUUAUGAGCCAAAUAAAUCCUCCAGCGACACAUCAAACUGCAAAUAAGUUGAUCAAGGAUCCAAGUCAGAGGGUCCGGAACUUGACCGUCCUUGUUCAGCAAAUCAAGACCUAUUAUCUGGAAAACCUGAGACAGUUGAUUCUGAUUCCUGUUCCAAAUGUGCUGCUGCUUGCUAGGAUUCCUCAAACUGAAUUAACUCUGGAGGAAAUGAAGAAACUGUUGUUGUUGCUGCUAGGAUGCGCAGUACAGUGUGAAAAGAAACAGGAGUACAUUGAGAGAAUCCAGACGCUUGACUUUGACACAAAAGCUGCCAUCGCAUUGCAUAUUCAAGAGCUAACCCACAGUCAAGACAAACUACUAGACUUACACUGGUUGGAGUCGUGCGGCAUACCCACUCAUGAGCUGGAGGUCUUGGCAAAGAAUAUGGCCGUGCAUCUCCAACGCCUGCUGACCCAGAGAGAUGCCCAUCUGGAAACUAUCGCCGAACUAACACAGGAAAGGGAAGGUGGGGUUAGCAUCCCAUCCAACCCACAGUCCGCCAUGUAUCCUUCCAGCAUGCAACAGCAACAGCAGCAGACUGGGAAUCACCAACAUUUAGUGGUGGAACUUGCAGACUCAAAGGCCAAGAUCAGACGACUUAGACAGGAGCUAGAAGAGAAGAGUGAACAGAUGUUGGACAGCAGACAUGAACUAGAGAACAUGGAGGCAGAGCUGAAGAGGAUUCAGCAGGAGAAUCUGCAGCUGCUCGUCGACGCCCGAGCAGCCCGCACCUACCGCGACGAGCUGGAUGCUCUGAGAGAGCAAGCAAUGAAAGCAGAUAGGUUGGAGAGCGAGGUUGGACGCUACAGGGAACAACUGCACAAGAUAGAGUUCUACAAGGCCAAAGUGGAGGAGCUGAAGGAGGACAACAGAGUGCUCCACGAGACGAAGGAGGUGUUGGAGGAUCAGCUGGCAGGCUGGAGGGCACGCUCAGAUAAAAUCCACCAGCUGGAGAAACAUAGUCUUCUCCUAAAGGCCCGGAUCCACGACAUGGAACAAGGAAGGGAGGCAGAUCGUAAAUGCAUCGAGGAGCUGCAGGACGAAAACUUGACACUGUGUUUAGCACAGAGGAGGAGCAUGGACGAGUCCCAACACCUGGGAUGGGAGCUAGAGCAGCUUUCCAAAAACGCAGAUCAUUCUCAUGGGCAGCAGACUUUAAGUGAGGAAGUGAGUGAGAGGAUCCGCAGUCGGCUGCUAAAACUGGAGAAGGAGAACCAACGUCUCCUGAAAACUGUCGAGGAACUCAAGGCUGCCUCCAUUCACUGUAACACACAGUCCAAGAAACACGUCCACCAUAACGACAGAGGCCUUGUCCGCCAGGAGCUGUGCAGUCCAGAUAAAUUGACCUCAUCAACAUGGAUUUCCUGCUCACAGGAACAAAACACCACGAAUGCAUCUAGUCUGGUAAAACGGCAGAUAUCCAUAAUGGAUCCUCAAUACCAGCAACUCUACACACAAGAACCCGAGGGAGCUCGUAUGGACCUCCUCUUAGCUAAUAAAGCUCCCAAUAUUGAGGAGAAAGCACAGCUUGAUGGUGAUGACAGUGGAGAGCAUUUCAAAGUGCUUCUAUCUGACCUGGAAGUGCAUGAAAAGAGUCGCUCUGUUGGAGCACAUGAUCCCUCCCCUGGCUCAAUAAGCAGCAGCUCCAGCAAUGAAGGCAUCUUCACGGGCCUGCCAGCACGCUUCACUUAUGCCAACAAGCAUACAGAGCGUCUGGAGGGCAAGUGCAGGACCCUGGACUCUGUUAAUCAGCAACUACAAGCUUCUCUUGGUAACAUUGAAAGGAAAGUGCAACGAUUGGAAUCUGAGGUUCAGGAACUGGAGGCAGACAACCAAAGCCUCCAAGCCACUUUAGAGGAACUCAGGAUUACUGCACGCCGCCUGGAUCAAAUCGAAGCAGAGAAGCAGAGUUUGGAACAAGAAAGCACAACUCUGGAGAAGGAAAAAAGGAAGCUGGAGAAAGAGAAUCGACGACUUCGCCAGCAGAGUGAAAUCCAAGAAGCCAAUUUAGACAGCAGCAAUGUCUGCAUGGCGAGCCUGGAAAGGGAGAUGCGCUACCUCGUAAAGGAGGUGGAGGAGUUAAGGGAGACGGCAGAAAGAAUAAAAGGCCUGGAGAGAGACAACAGAGAGCUGGCCAAGCAGGCUGCUAUAGACCAGAAGACCCUGGCCACUCUUAGAGAGGAGCUUGUUGGUGAGAAACUGAAGACUCAGCAGAAAGACACUGAACUAGAGAAGCUUGCCCAUGAGCAGGAGUUGAAGCUUCUCAACCAAGAGAGUAAACAACAAGUGGAACUCAACUCUGCAGACAGUAGAUUCAAGAUGCUGGAAUCAGAGUUGCAGUUGUCCAUGAAAAGGUCUGUUCAAAUUAAAGAAGAGAAGAUGGCUGUCCUAGAGGCCCGUCUUCAAGAAUCUUCGACGCUUAAUCAACAGCUGCGCCAUGAGCUCAAAACUGUGAAACUGCUCUACGAAGCCUUGCAACAGAAACAGGAGGAGGCAUCAAGCUCCGCCCCCACCUCACCAAGGGAGGAUGGCAAGGCAAUGAGUGAAUGGCUGCGUGAAAGUCAUGAAGCAACCAAAGAACUGCUGAAGCUCAAAGACCGUCUGAUCGAAGUGGAGAGGAAUAAUGCAACUCUGGAGACAGAGCGCCAGGCGACGCAGGCCCAGCUGAAGCAACUGGAGAGUCAGUCUGACGGUCAACAGGCUCAGAUCCUUGCCCUUCAGAGGCAAGCAGCCUCUCUGCAGGAGAUCAACACUACUUUGCAGACACACAACGCAAAUCUGCAGGUGGAAAAGUCCACACUGAACUCGCAGAGUGCCUCCCUGAUGGCUCAAAAUGCCCAGCUGCAGCAGCAACAGGCGGGGACAGAAAGUGAGAAAGACAGCGCCAUGCGGGAACGUGAAGAGCUCCGUGGCGCUCAUGAUCAACUAUUACGUGACCAUGAACGUCUGGCGGCUCUUCAUGAGCGCCAAGCCACAGAGUAUGAGGUCCUCAUGGGGAAACACGGCUGUCUGAAAAAAGCUCAUCGCACACUGGAGUUGGAGCAUCGAACACUACAGGACAGAUACAACAGCCUCUUACAACAGCGGACCAAGCUAGAAGAUCUUGAGAAGUCACUGAAGGAGGAGCAGAUGAGGAUAAGUAUGGAGAAGGAACAUCACAGGACCACUGCUGCUGAAUGCUGCAGGCUACGGGAUGAGAAAGACUGGCUAAACCAAACGUAUCGACAGCUCCUGAACGACAAUCAACUGCUGUCAUCAGAUCACAAGCAGCUUAAGAGCCAAUUAAAUGAGACGAAACUGGAGCACACCUGGCUGGAGGCUGAUUUUUCCAAGCUCAAAAAGGAGUAUCAGCAGCUCGACAUCACCUCCACAAAGCUCACCAACCAGUGCGAGCUGCUAAGCCAGUUGAAGGGAAACCUGGAGGAGGAAAAUCACCAUCUUCUCAGUCAGAUCGACACACUGAUGCUGCAGAACCGUACCUUGUUAGAGCAGACUAUGGAGAGCAAGGAUCUGUUUCACAUCGAGGAACGGCAGUAUAUUGACAAGCUUAAUGAUUUGAGGAGGCAGAAAGAGAAGCUGGAGGAGAAGAUAAUGGACCAGUAUAGGUUUUAUGAGCCCUCACCUCCUCGCAGGCGAGGCAGCUGGAUUACUCUAAAGUUAAAGAAGUUGAUCAAAUCUAACAGCCGUGAAAAAGGACUGGAUCACACUCUCGCACCAACACACUCGGAGCCGACCGAGGCGCAACUCUCAUGUCACGACAUCAGCUCCAUCAUCAGUUCAGACGGCUCUGGAGGCUCAACUUCCACAUCAGCAGGCGACGCCGUCUCACCUCAGCGGGACAACACCGCUCUCAAACUGUUUCCCCAUAUGAGGAACAGACUGAAGAACAAAGGCAAAGUCAAGUCCCUCAUCCGACGUUCCUUGUCCCUGAGCAGCAUGGUGUGUCCGUCAGCCCUAUUGGAGGAGGUGAAACGGGCAGAGAGCUCAGAGGAGCUGCAAGGUUGCAAGGCUGAUGUGCAGGACAGGAAAAAAGCAUUGACCUCAUUCAUUAGCACAUCCAUCAUGUCCAUCCUCCACCUGCAUCCCACCACUGAUCCAUCCAUCCAACGCCACCCAUUAGCCACUGACACGGAUGUCCCAGAUGUGUCAGAACUGACAGAUAAGGAUUCAAGUGACAGUGCUGUGCCAUCUGGUUUUGAGGACAACGACGUGCUGCAUCAUCAUGGGCUUAACGCGGUCCAGAGUCGAGCCCAAAGCGAGAGCAGUGGUGAGUUCAGCAUGAGCCUGGAUAAUGAGCCCUGGUCCAAUGGCAGCAGCCCCGUCCAGCAGUCGCUGUCUCGCCGCUCUUCUUCGUCGUACCAACCACCCCGUGACACCUCCACACCCCAGCAUGUACACAAGGACUCGUCCACAGAAUCCACCAUGACCAUUGAAAAGAAGCAUGACUCCGAUUUUAAUCAAAAAGAGCCUGCAUCAAACCAGGACUUCUUCCUCACGUGGGGAACGAGGAGCAUUAGACGGGGAUCAAAAGGAAAAGAGACACGUCGCUCAUCAGAUUUAGGCGGCACGGUUAGCACAAAUGUAAAAUCUAGCUCCAGUAAUACUGAAUGUACUAAGACCUCAGCUUGUGCACCAGUUACAGUGUUCUAUGUUCAGGGGAAGUCGUCCUCAAUGUCUGGGUGCCUCAACUGCUUUUCUAAUCCAUUGGGAAAAGAUGGGCGACUAAAGGGGUUCAGGUCUCCUAAAGGUCUCCCACGUGCCAGCAGUGUGAUUUCCACAGCUGAUGGCCCGUCCAGACGCCCCAGCAUCAACAGCAACUGCAGGGUGCCGGAAAAGUGCAAUAACCAGGAGAAACUAGAAACAACAUUGAAGCCCGGUCAACAAGCAGAAGUCAGUGAGAACCUUGGACUGGAGCCCAGUCCUCCGGUCAAACCUCCCAGAGACCCAGCACUUCACAAACCCCCUGUACAGGAGUCGGAUAUCAGCUCUCAAUUCACACUCAACUCUGUCUUUUCUAACACAAUCUUCAGUGAUUCGGUAGGAACAACUGGUCCGAGCACGCAAGACCUGUUCCUAUCCGAGUCCACAUGUAAAUCCACCAGCGAGCCAGGAGUCUGUUAGUAACCGUUUGGUGCCACAAUGUUGGUGGCGGACUGGAAGAGAAGGAUAAAUAAAAUCAUCUGUUAUAUUAUCAUAUUGUAUCCUGCAAUUAAAGCACCUGUUGAGGCCAUUCCCUUGGGGGUUAUUAUACAACUAAUUUCACAACUACAUAGAAAAUCAUUAGUUAAGUCUGUGUAUUUGCGUACUGUAAAUACUGUACAUAUCUGUGUUUGAUAGUUUAAUGUGUUUUUCUGUACCUUUUGUGUCCUGGUGUUCCAGUACUUGAUUUUGGAGUUACCCUAAAAGAACUGUGUAUAUAACAUGCAAAUUCCUGAUAAGAUAAUUUGUGUUUUAUCCCUUCAAU